UUGCGUGGCAAGGAUAGUUGUGUCGUCUGCCGAUAUGACAAAGUUGAUAUCACUGUGAUAUUGUGUGUAAUCAGAAAUAUACUUCCGGUUGGGAAGGCGGUGAUUGCUUGAAUGUCUGUUUACCUCGUACAGAUCUUAAGUGAUCCGAGAUAAUUAGUAGCAAGAUUUGCCCUGCUAUUUGAUGUUUAUUGUUUCUAUAGGAGCAGUUUUUGCUGUCAUUUAGGUUACACUAUAGUAGUACAAUGAGUGCUAUAAAUUUUACAUCGCCGAAACCAGUACUGCGUGAUAACCGAAAGAAUUUUGAUUCGAUGUCACUGAUGGACAGUGACAGUGUUUGCUCCCAAGAGAAUUUUGCGGCGAAUUUGGUGUACGAGUUUCUCCGUAGCUACGAAUUCAAGGAAACCGUGACCAGCUUCGUAGAAGAAUGUAACAAUAUGGGUUUUGUGCUCAAUGAACCGACUACACUGAAAGAAAAAAUACAGAGGCAGGAUGUUUGUAAAAUCCAGAAAGUUUUCCUUGAAAACUCCGAUAUGGAAUUUUUCAAUGCUUGGAAUACUCUCAUACCACCAUCAAUAAAAAGUAAACUUGAAUACAGAAAACUGACUUUUUACCUUCAUGUCUAUUUUGCAAUAAUAAAGGAAUCUGAAAAAAUGGAAGAUCCUUCUAACACAAAUUUUUGUAAUGAGAACUCUGGACUUAAAGGAAUGGCUGUGGGGCAUGAAUAUAAUUGCAGUGACGCCAGAGUAGAAGACAAAAGUGAAAAUGAAAUAAAUAAGAGUCACAAUGUGAAAGAGAAUUUUAUGUCUUUGGAGAACACAGAUACAAUAACGGAAUGUGGUGAUCAGAUGGAGGGCCGGCUUACAAAUGAAAUUAAAGAUAUGGAUGUUAAAAGUGACAGUUCUGUUAUGGCUAAAAAAGGGGAGUUUCGUAACCUGGAACUAAUCUCUGACAAUUGCUAUGAAAAUGAAAGUGUUAGCAGUGAAUCUGAGAUGAACAUUUACAAUGGGCAAAGUGGAAUGAUUGCCUUAAAAAACUUUUUGGAAACCGAAGGAUGUGAAUUUAGUGGUGAAACAGAAUUUCUUCGAUUCUAUGCACUUCCAUAUGUUAACGAUCCAAAGUCUCAUCCAUCAUUCCAGAAUCUAUUUACAGAUACAUGGAUUUCAGACCUAAGAGCCAAACUCAAUCAGUUCCUGUUUGAACAUAGCUGUGGACCAAGUGUUGCACCACAGUUAUUACAAGUAUGCAAUGUAUUCCACAACCACAAGGAAAACAGCAGAGGAACCACACAGUCUGUGUUGCUUUCCAAAUACCAAAAGUUGCGGCGAAACUAUAACAGCUUGCGAUCAGAUCAUCAUAAUCUAAUUGGUGUGGCAGCUGAACUAACAGAUGCUUUGGAAAAAUCUGUGACUGGACAAGAGGUUGACUUAGAAAUGACAUUAACAAACUGCACAAAAAUAUAUCCAGAACUUUUCAAGAAUGAUUUGAAAAUUAGAAAUCAUCCAUAUUUGGAACCUGCACUUGGAGAAAUACAUAGACCUUCAGUUUCCCAAGGAAAAGAAAUUUCUUUGUCAAAUAUUAUGACACAUUUUGAACUUGACUUCAAAAAAAUAAAACACCAUUUGACAUCGGGAAGUGUUAAAACCAAACUGCUGCUUUUACAAGCCCUUCGUUGGCGUAUCACACAAAAUUCUCUUGAGGAACGUGAAGCAGCACUGGGAGCAUAUUUUCGACAUGAUGUUCUCUCUUUGCGACUGAAUCGGUGUCAGCUACUGGCAACACAGCUUAUACCAACAGAUGUAGCUACACCACAUCCACUUCAGCAGGCAGCUGCAAGAUUACUAAAUACUUUGGCAUCACUUCAUACAGGAAGGGAUUAUCUCUGUUCAGCUGGACGCCCUCUUAUUGAUACUGUGAUUGAAUGUAUCUCAGGUCACAAUCCAGCAGUUAAUGUUGAUACUGUCACAACAGACAUGCUGCUAGCUGCAUUGCAAAAGCUGUCACUCAGACGAGAACAAAGAAUAUUCAUGAUUGAUGGGGGUCUAGUGGAGUGGCUGGUGCAAAGACUGGAAGCAACUCAGCAUACACAAAUGCGAUCCUAUGCUCUUGAGUAUACCAUGGCGCUGUUCAUGAAUCUGUGCCUUCACCGACAAGCCAGAGAGCGUUGUGUGCCAUUUGCAAGGCCAUUGGUUGAAAUACUUGCAUCCUAUCUUGGCAAUAGCUUGCUUAAGCCUACACCCUACGUGACUGGGACACUGUACAGUUUACUGGCAAACCAUCAGAUUAACCAAGAAGCCAAGAGAAGUGGACUUUGUGACAUUUUGGAGCAUUUACAGAAGCAAAGCACAGGAGAAGUGCAACAUCAGUUGGAAUGCCUUCUCAAACGUCACAAGGACCUCCUGCCUGACCAAUAUACAUCUAGUGAAGAGGAGAUCACCGAUGAUGACACAGUAGAGCUUGACUUGUUAGAAGAUGAACUUGAUGCAGAUGAUCCAGUGACAAACAUUCAUGGUGAACUAUGUGGUGAGGCUCUUUUGUAUCAACAAUAUCGUCAACCAUUCCCUCGUCAUGGUUUGGUUUUGCCAUCGAAUACAUUACCUCAUGCAGGAGAACCUGUUUUUCGUGCUACCACACCCCAGCUGCAGCGGUCACAGGCACUCGGUCAUCCAUCAAAUGCGCUGAUAUUAGAGAACAUUGACUCAGCAACUGAUGGGGAAAGCACAAAGGAAGUUGUCACAUUUAAUGACAUACUGUCUGGUCCUGUUCAGAUGGCUGUACUUGGCUCAGAAGUGGCACAUUCAGCAGUACAAGGUACAACAGCAGCAGAAGAUUGUUCAUCUGUCUGUGAAGAACGGGAAAAUGAAUUUACAAAAGCUUUCACGUCCCGUCCACGUAUACCUCGGACACCAUCAACAGGGAAACCUUCUUAAACAGAAUUACUUUCCAUGCUAAAGAAGGGCUGUUAUCAGAUCAGGAAUUAGCAAAUGUAACUGUUUUUAUCUGAUUAGUUUCUGAAAUAUUUCUGUGCAUUUUAAAAGUUU
Schistocerca nitens (vagrant locust) is the source of this 3038-nucleotide messenger RNA. RefSeq names its product lisH domain-containing protein ARMC9-like. The transcript has 17 exons. The coding region runs from base 243 to 2927 and encodes 894 amino acids. Lineage: Eukaryota; Metazoa; Arthropoda; Insecta; Orthoptera; Acrididae. Gene Ontology annotation, biological process: cilium assembly. The record is from RefSeq and is a predicted model, not a curated record. Gene Ontology annotation, molecular function: protein binding. Gene Ontology annotation, cellular component: ciliary basal body; centriole; ciliary tip.